Nicotiana attenuata is the source of this 1698-nucleotide messenger RNA. RefSeq names its product zeatin O-xylosyltransferase-like. The record is from RefSeq and is a predicted model, not a curated record. Lineage: Eukaryota; Viridiplantae; Streptophyta; Magnoliopsida; Solanales; Solanaceae. The transcript has a single exon. The coding region runs from base 98 to 1498 and encodes 466 amino acids. Gene Ontology annotation, molecular function: UDP-glycosyltransferase activity.
AGCUUUCUAUGUCUUUAAAUCCCAAUCAAAACAAUCUCACAAACUUCACUUCAUUACUUUAAAGAAAAACAGAAUCCUCUGACUCCUUUUUGGUCCCAUGGAUAUUAAAAGUGAAAAUCUUGCAAACCAUGAACUCAACUGCAGCUUAAAACAAGAUGAAGUAGUUGUAGUCAUGAUCCCAGUUCCAGCUCAAGGCCAUCUCAACCAACUUCUCCAAUUUGCCUGUCUAAUCUCCUCUUAUGGUCUCCGCGUUUACUAUGUUGGCUUAGCCGACUAUAACCAUAAGGCCAGGGUCCGAGCCAACGCCUUAAAUCCUUCAGACAUUGCCAAGAUCCACUUCCAUGACCUCCCAAGCACUCCUGAUUUUGCAUCUAAUGAAAUCCCAACACUCUUUAACGCGUGCAUGCUUUUACGCAAGCCUAUUGCUUCCUUCUUAAGAGAUAUUUCAUCUAAAGCAAGACGAGUUGUCAUUGUUCAUGAUGCUUUAAUGUCCUAUAAUGUUCAAGAUGUUGCUUCCUUUAACAAUGUCGAGUCCUAUAUCUUUCAUUGCAUUUCUAGUUUCGAUAUGUACUGUAGUUACACAUGCGAAAUAGCAGGGUUGCCCAUUCCACUUGAAGCAGAACAGCUAAAAAGACUGCCCUCCCUUGAAGGAUGUUACUCUGAUGAAAUCAUGCAUCUAGGACGACGUUUUUAUGCACCGUAUAUGGGCAUUAGGUCUGGUGAUAUCUAUAACACAAGCUAUGUAAUUGAAGGUACAACUUUUCUUGAGUUGAUAGCACAACUAGCAAGCACACGAAACAAGAAGCAAUGGGCGAUUGGACCAAUUCUCCCGACUAAACGUCUAGAUCAUCUCUCAAAUAGGGACAACAUAUGUUUGGUUUGGCUGAAUAAACAACAUCCAAAAUCAGUUCUUUAUAUAUCCUUUGGAACAUCAACUUCAUUUUCUGAUGAACAAAUUAGGGAGCUCGCGAUGGGAUUAGAGCAAAGCAAACAAAAGUUCAUAUGGGUGUUGAGGGAUGCCGAUAAAGGAGAUAUCUUUCCUGGGAAAGCUAGAAGACUUGAAUUGCCAGAAGGGUUUGAGGAAAGAGUGAAAGGGGUGGGCUUAGUAGUGAGAGAAUGGGCACCACAACCAGAAAUCCUGGCUCAUUCGUCGACAGGUGGAUUCAUGAGUCAUUGUGGUUGGAAUUCUUGCAUAGAGAGUAUUACUAUGGGGGUGCCAAUAGUAGCAUGGCCUAUGCACUUUGAUCAACCAAAAAAUGGUUUCUUGGUGACCGAUAUACUUAAAAUAGGCGUGCUCGUUAGGGAGUGGGAGAAACGCGAGGAGCUGGUGAGUGCAUCCACCAUUGAGAAUGUUGUGACGAAAUUAAUGGCAUCAGAAGAAGGUGAUGCGAUUAGAAAAAGAGCAGAAGAGCUGGGAGAAGCCGUAAGGCGGUCCACAGAGAAAGGGGGAUCUUCUCAAAUGGAGUUGGAUUCUUUCAUUGCGCAUAUCACAAGAUAGACUUAUUGCUUUGUAUUUCUCUCAGUGAAGAGAGAGUAGCUUAACUAAUAGUAAUAAAUAUGGUUCUAACUAUGCAGACUACACAGGGUUGAUGUGGAGAGUGAUCUUGUAUACAUUUCUCAGUUUUUUGCCUAUGAUAAAUUGGUUGUAUCCAUGUAUCCUAUAUUGCACUGUUUUAUGACAAAAGACUUUAGUUAUUA